Molecule: messenger RNA, 489 nt
Organism: Colletotrichum graminicola M1.001
Lineage: Eukaryota; Fungi; Ascomycota; Sordariomycetes; Glomerellales; Glomerellaceae
Product: cytochrome c oxidase subunit Va
Exons: 4
Coding region: 1-489 (162 amino acids)
Biological process (GO): mitochondrial electron transport, cytochrome c to oxygen
Cellular component (GO): mitochondrial inner membrane
Source: RefSeq, a predicted model, not a curated record
AUGUCUGCCUCCAUCCUCCGCGUUGCCGCUCGCGGUUCGACCACCUUCUUCCGUGCGAACCCCAUCCGCCAGCCUCUCGUCGCCCGCUCCGGCAUGCUCCUGCCUGUUGUUGCCGGUGUCCCGGCCGCCAACACCUUCAGCACCAGCGCCCGCCUCCGCUCUGGCGACCACGCCGAGGAGACCUUUGAGGAGUUCAGCGCGAGAUUCGAGAAGGAAUUUGAUGGCGUCCAGGACGUUUUCGAGCUUCAGCGCAACCUCAACAACGCUUUCGCCUACGACCUGGUUCCCUCUCCCUCCGUCGUCGCUGCCGCCCUCAAGGCUGCCCGUCGCGUUAACGACUUUGCCACUGCCGUCCGCAUUUUCGAGGGCGUCAAGGCCAAGGUCGAGAACAAGGGCCAGUACGAGCAGUACCUCGAGGAGCUCAAGCCUCUGAGGGAAGAGCUGGGUGUCUCUCUGAAGGAGGACAUCUACCCCGAGGAGAAGAACUAA